AUGUCUCUCUCUACGAAAGCAAUUGUCGGCAUCGUUGGAGGCGGCGUCACCUUGCCGACAACUCUCGUGAUCGUCGUCCGGUUUUACUUCAAUACAAUCCAGCCACAACUCCAGUCAACUGUUGUCAACGCUUUGGCAGGACUGCUACAAUAUGGACGCCGCUCAAGCGGAAGCGUAACAUCCGAGACAGAGUUAUUAUCCCAGACGCAACGCCUAUCAAAAGAUGGCUCGUUGGAGGAAGAUAUGCCUGUGGAGAGUUGCUUAAGGGAGGCUUCCCACGGUCAGGACGCUUUGAUGGUUAGCAUCGUCCCUCCGAAUACGAGAGCUACAAAGCUGAAUUCGUACUGCGGCCCUCGCAUGCGAGGUUUUUAUUCACGAAUAUGCAGUUCGGCAGUCGAGCGCCUCGAGAUGAAGAUGUGA
Molecule: messenger RNA, 420 nt
Organism: Dissoconium aciculare CBS 342.82
Lineage: Eukaryota; Fungi; Ascomycota; Dothideomycetes; Mycosphaerellales; Dissoconiaceae
Exons: 2
Coding region: 1-420 (139 amino acids)
Source: RefSeq, a predicted model, not a curated record